AAAGCAAGCCUGGGUGUUACGUUUCUCGAACUACGUACAAAAGGUAUGGCCCUGUCAGAUUAUGUCAUACACAUGUAUUGCUUAACUUCAUAGGGGCACAUAAUAAUGGUAUAUUGAAGAUAUUGAUGAUAUUGAAGUCCUCUCCCAAGAAUAAUUAUUUCCUGCCUUGAGCAUUAAGUAUGCUAACGUUAUACAUGUAUAAUAUCUCUCCAGCAACAAAACCAAUGGCGGAAUAUCAUGUUAUUUGUCGGGUCUCUGAAUGUACAUACGUGCGCUUGUGCUUACAGGUUCAGUACAUGUAACGUUAUAUUCAAGUUAUAACAAGAGAAUUCAGGAAGCACGGGGCUCUCCCUAACGGUGGUGGGUAUUCAUUAGCUUGAACAACCAAUAUUUGCAUAUUGCUCCUGUGUAAGAUUGAAUUAUGUUUUGCUGCGUACCAUAUUCAUGUUUCAAUGGAGGAAAAAGCAUUCUUUUCAUAUCUAAAUACACCAAUACGUUAGAAGUGUGAAGGAUUCCAUACUAUUAAGUAAAAGUAUUCGUUUGUAAGGUGAAAGUAAAUGUGAAGGAAAAUGUGAUGGCCGUAUUUGUUUUGUAUGUUUUAUAUCUUUCAAUUACCAGUGAACCCUACAGUAUAUAACAUAAUCGUACUUUCUAACAAUUUUCAGGAUGUACCACGGGCCGACGGCGUUUUACUAUAUUUUUUAUACUUUUAAAAUCCGGCGCCACCUAAGCGUAACGCAUUCGGGAUUCACACGUCAUCCUUAACCUUUGACCUAAAAUAGCCCAUCAACAUGGCGUCGACUGACAACCCUUUCGCGUCCUUACGAGAGAGAAGACCAGAUUCCAACAAGUCUAAAGCCCCUACUGGACAUAUUUUAGGACGAAAAGACACCUCAAAACCUCGUGAAUCGUCAGAACGUAGAUCGGACGCACCGCAGCAGACUUGUAAGGAGUACACGGUGUCUGUUCAGCGGUGGCUGGCGGAGUACUGGCAUCAUGUCGCCUACUGGAACACGGUUCACAACACGAUGGCGAUGCCGAUGUGGUGUGUCGGUGGAGGGCCGGGGCACGGGCAGGUCGUGGCCGGGCAGCAGGCAGCCCAGACGGCCGCCAGGGUUCCUGCCGCAGCAGCGACAACUCCCGGCCCUGUACUGAUGAACGGCGCGCAAGAGCUCAGACAACAACAGCUGCAAGCAGGAAAGGAAUACACCGUCCCGGCAGUCAGUCGCCGUCUGAUGGCAGAGUUCCUCGACUUUCUCAUCCUGUUCCUCAUGAAGCUACUGGUCACCCUGACCAUGAUGCACUUCUACGAGGGGCUGGAUCCUACCAAGUUUGAUAUCAGAAUCGUGCUGGAAGAGAUGGAUGAUGAUGCUUCUCUGGAGGACCUACAGAACAUGCUGGUGUCGGCCAUCAUCUACAGACUCUGUGUCACUGUGUUUGAGGCCGUGUUCUUGAGAGGAAGUGAAGCGGGCAUGGGCGGGGCCACCCCCGGGAAGUGGAUGAUGGGAUUGCAGGUGGUGUCAUGUGACUACGUCCUGCCAUCGACCAAUGGUAACGUCAGGGUGGUCCCAGCAGGGCACAUGGGGUUUGGAAGAUCCAUUGUGCGAGCCCUGAUCAAGAACUUGUCCAUUGCCCUUUUCUUUCCCAUCUGCUUCACUGUGUUCAUCUUCCAGUACAACCGCACAGCUUACGAUGUCAUCGCUGGGUCCAUGGUAGUGGCUAAGCCCAUUAGGGCCAGAAGGAAUGAAUAACACGAUAGCUAUCAUGUUGUGACAAUAUGUAUGGGCAAGGAGUAUGUACCGCCAUGGGACAGAGUAGAAAUUCUAAGCAAUGUUAGAAAGUUAUAUACUAGUAUAUAUUGUAGUGAUUUUAGAUAUGUACUACAUGUACUAGGAUACUAGUACAUGUACAUGUAUUUAAAAGUAGUGAGAAUUCAGUCAACUCUUCUCAGCAGAUUCCAAGUUUGAGAUUUUGCAUGAAUCCACAUUAUGAGCAUACAUCAGUGUGAUCAUACAUAGGAUUGACUUUUUUCCAGUUGACUUGCCAGUGAAUACUUGUAUGUAUGGAACAAAUAUAUUAUUGCCAAAUAACUUGUAUGCUGUACACAGUAGUAGUAAAUACCAUGUGAAAUUCUGUGUAUAGCUUUAAAAUUACUUUCAGUACUGUACAUUGUUACCACACUUGCAGUCAAUGCAUAGCUUUAAGAUUUGUUUUAUAAGUUUUAGUGAUGAAUUGACAGUCAUGUUGUAUAUAAUAGCCUGAUUUUCAUUAUGUAUGUUAGGAUGGACCCUGAAAUAUUUUAAGUCUUCACAAAAAUUCUAUUUUCUCAUCUUCAGUUGCUUACUAGAUGCGUCUUCUAGGAUUCAAAAAUGGAAAAUUUCACAUAGAAGUUUUGGGCUUCCAUUUCUUCAGUUUGCAAUAUGACAAUAGUUGGGAAUAGAUUGUCUUGUGUUCACAUUUGAAAUGUUUUCGUCAGUGGAAAGUGCUCAUUAGCAAGAACCGGUAGUAUGGACAUUGUUGUAUUGUGAAGAAAUGGGAUAAUUCAAGAGAAUUUCAGUCAGCACAGAUGUUAUA
Molecule: messenger RNA, 2574 nt
Organism: Branchiostoma belcheri (Belcher's lancelet)
Lineage: Eukaryota; Metazoa; Chordata; Leptocardii; Amphioxiformes; Branchiostomatidae
Product: protein FAM8A1-like
Exons: 5
Coding region: 792-1751 (319 amino acids)
Source: RefSeq, a predicted model, not a curated record